Messenger RNA from Penicillium verhagenii, 1035 nucleotides. It is a transcript of the gene pex7, whose product is annotated as putative peroxisome biosynthesis protein (Peroxine-7). NCBI's taxonomy places the organism in Eukaryota, Fungi, Ascomycota, Eurotiomycetes, Eurotiales, Aspergillaceae. The record is from RefSeq and is a predicted model, not a curated record. Gene Ontology annotation, biological process: protein import into peroxisome matrix. The transcript has 2 exons. Gene Ontology annotation, cellular component: peroxisomal matrix; cytosol. The coding region runs from base 1 to 1035 and encodes 344 amino acids. Gene Ontology annotation, molecular function: protein binding.
AUGCUUCAGUUUCGCACACAGGGCUUCAACGGGACAGCCGUGAAGUACUCACCAUUUUUCGACAGCCGUUUGGCAGUUGCCAGCUCUGCAAAUUAUGGCCUGGUUGGGAAUGGCCGGCUCUGGAUUCUUGAAUUAACGGCUGAUGGGAUUAAGCCCAUGAAAUGGUUUCCCACGCAAGAUGCCCUUUAUGAUCUGGCAUGGUCGGAAAUCCAUGAGAAUCAAGUCAUCGCAGCGUCCGGUGAUGGUAGCAUCAAGCUGUUUGACUGUACAACAAACGAGCACUUCCCUAUCCAGCAAUGGAAAGAACACAAUCGCGAGGUAUUCAGUGUAAACUGGGGAGCUAUUGAUAAAGACAAAUUUUGUUCCAGCAGUUGGGAUGGGACCGUCCGCAUUUGGUCACCACAUCGUGAACACUCCCUCGUCACUUUGCCCAUUCACUCUUGCACCUACUCGGCUACCUGGUCGCCACACAAUGCGGACAUCCUCUCCUGCGUCUCGAGCGACGGGUUUGUUCGUCUAUAUGAUUUCCGCACUCCAGCGUCUACCGCAAAUCACCAAGUCAUGAAAUUUGCCAAUAUCGACAAUUCCGCAAGUCGAGGUGGAAUGCCACCUAGCUCUACCAUGCCCGGCGAAAUCCUCACCCAUGACUGGAACAAAUAUCGUCCUACAGUCCUUGCAGCAGCUGGUGUUGACUCUUCGAUCCGCGUAUUCGACAUUCGAACUGGCGGGCAAGGCGCUACGACAACCAUGGUAGGCCACAACUAUGCAGUCAAAAAAGUGGCUUGGUCACCGCACCUUUCCAGUGUGCUACUGAGUGCGAGCUAUGAUAUGACCUGCCGUGUAUGGAGUGAUGGAUCGGAUGUGCCAACUACGCAUGUGGGCCCGACCAUGGGGAGAGAACUGGGCCGGAUGGCCAGGCAUACCGAGUUUGCAACAGGUAUCGACUGGUGUCUGUUCGGAAACGAGGGCUGGUGUGCAAGCGUUGGCUGGGAUGAGAAUUUGUUUGUGUGGGAUGUGCGAGGCUCAAUGACCUGA